Juglans microcarpa x Juglans regia is the source of this 2272-nucleotide messenger RNA. Its product is annotated as protein EXPRESSION OF TERPENOIDS 1-like. Gene Ontology annotation, cellular component: nucleus. Bases 1065 to 1973 code for a protein of 302 amino acids. Lineage: Eukaryota; Viridiplantae; Streptophyta; Magnoliopsida; Fagales; Juglandaceae. Gene Ontology annotation, molecular function: DNA-binding transcription factor activity; DNA binding. The record is from RefSeq and is a predicted model, not a curated record. Gene Ontology annotation, biological process: positive regulation of DNA-templated transcription. The transcript has 3 exons.
CAAGAUGAUGGAACUCAAAACAAAAAGAAAAAGAAACCCACUCCGAGAAAUUCGUUAAAGGCUCGAUUUUUCCUCGAACUUUUUCCCUUGAAACUCGUAAUCGAAGUACCGCCUCUACUGUGGGUCUGUGACGCUUGUAAUCUUGGUCACAACCAUCACCCUCGAUUUUUGAAUGCUAGACAUGUGCCGAAUCAAUAGAAAACUUUCACGUACGAUUUUGGGGAUGUGCCGUGGUGUUAUCGGUGCUUGCUCUUGUGGUAGAUCGCUUUUGUGCAUUAAAAAUGGGCGAUAGAGGGGAGGGUCAGGAAAAGUACUAGCGGGUUUUCCGGUACAAGGACGAAUAAGGAAAAGCUGAUUCCGUGACACGUGGAUUUACAUUGAGCGUCGGAUGAUACUACAGUGACUGGGGAUUCAACAAUCCAGAUGGGAUUCAUUGAAACUGGAAGAGGACUGUAGACAAAUGUCCAGUGAUAAUGAUAGGAGUGUUUUUCUUCUUUUCUUUGGGUAUCUCUCUCUCUCUCUCUCUCUCAAACGCACAGCCAAAAUUACGAACUCAGUUGUAUGGUAGAAAGUGAGAGAGAGAGAGAGAGAUGUUAGUUGUCAUAAAUUAAAUGAGGUUAAAGUGUGUUAAGUAGUAGCAGAAUGGGGUGCAGUUACCAUGGCGGCGUUGCAGAGCUCUAACUCCGUGUCAGUAUUAUUGCUUCCAUCAACGGAAGAGAAUUGAAACUCUGAUUCCGUGAGGUAAAACCCUCGUCUUCCUCUGUCUUUUACCCUAAAAAAAAGAGGUUGAAAAUCCUGCCCGCAAAAGCUGCAAAAUCCCCCCCACAACAAAGAUCACACGCACUCUUAGUCAGAUUCGGAAACAAAACCAAGGUCAAAACCAACGGUCACUUAAUUAGAACGUCCCACACCAAGGCGAUCACAAUUCGAACCAUCGAUUGAGUUCCCAGAAAUCAACAAUCGCUGGUCUUCAUGAAUCUGGUUGUUACUUGUUGACGCCAACGUUCUGCUAUGGAUUUUUGGUCAAAAUUGAGGCCAGUCGUCUCGGGUUUUGGGUGCAAGAAAUGGCUGGGUUUUUCUAUCUAGGUGGACGAGAAGGCCCACAAAACAAACAGGAGGAAGAAGAGAAGCAAGAGAAUAGCCAAUUCUUGUACAGAAACGAGGAGAUCUACAACAAAGGGUUCGAGAUAUGGCCACAAUACUAUCAGCAGCAGCAGAACAUGAGCAACUACUACUCGUUUGGAGUGGGUCCUAGUCGAAGAAACCUCAACAGCGUCUCUGAUGAGUCGUCUAGACCCGGAUUAACGUUGAUAAGGCAAGGAGGAGUAGGAGGAGGCAUGAAUUGCCAAGACUGUGGUAACCAAGCAAAGAAAGACUGUGCCCAUCUCAGAUGCAGAACUUGUUGCAAGAGCCGAGGGUUUCAGUGCCAAACCCACGUUAAGAGCACUUGGGUCCCUGCAGCCAAAAGGCGCGAGCGGCAAGAACAACUCGCAGCUUUACAACAACAACUACAGCAACAGCAAGAUCAACAUCAAGAACAACAACAACACUUUCGAGGAGAGAAUCCCAAAAGGCAGAGAGAAAAUCAAUUAGGAGCGGCCCCUCUUUCUUGCACUCGUAUACCCAACACCACGUCAGGGUUGGAACGGGGACCAUUCCCAGCUGAGGUGAACUCGCCUGCAGUCUUCCGCUGUGUGAGAGUAGGCGCAAUGGAGGAUCCGGACGAGCAGUACGCGUAUCAAACGGCUGUAAACAUUGGAGGACAUGUUUUCAAGGGAAUUCUCUAUGAUCAAGGCCGCGAAGAUCGUUACACCACAGCCGGAGAGAGUUCCUCUGGUGGCGAUGGAGGCGGAGUUCAACCGCUAAAUUUCAUUACGGCAGCCACCACCACAGCAACCACUAGUACCCCAUCUGCAACGUUGCUCGACCCUUCACUAUUUCCAGCUCCACUCAAUGCUUUCAUGGCUGCUUAAUUAUCACUGAAGGAUCAUAUAUAUUGUGCUGCAUUUGAUCAAGGGCUUCAAAAUGCAUUCAUGAUACGCAGAGAAUGAAUAUAUAUAUAUAUAUAUAUGAAUUGCAUCAUUCGAAGAGAUAUAUAUGGUCAAGAACCUCUUGAAGUUACAUGAAAUAAGACCAUAAUGGUGAUUAUAAAGCGUUUAUAAUUCUCUAUCUUCGUACAUGUAAAUUAUAUUCACUUUAGGUCAACAAAGCAUUCCUGCUGAAAUUGAGGAUUAAAGGUGUCGUUAAUUGUUUUAGUUGCUUUUGUAUUUUU